CUGUUGAUUGCGUCAACCCAGCGUUCAAUAUAUCCGUGUUCUGGUAAGAUUGUUUGUGCUUUCCCGGCUGAAUCCAUUCGCCACUUGUGACGUUCGCCGGAGAUCGCUUGCAAGUCAAGUAACUGUGGGACACUCGUUCACUCAAAAAGCGGCCGCCCUCAGAAUGGAUCCCAAUGAGAAGCACGGCAAGGACGACCCUAGGUUCUUCUCAGUCGAGAACACCCCGAACUGGCCCGCUGGGUCGAGCAAAAGCGAAUCGAACGACAUCCCGUUGUCUGACAUGGGGUACUACAACCCAAAUGAGAGAGAUUAUGAUACGCUGAUGAACCCGCUACACAUGGACAAAUUUAAGGCGUGGUAUGAUAUCUUAAAAUCGGACGACGUCGAGGGUUACAACAACAUGAUGAAAUGUGGAACAGAUGAAAAAUUAGGCCUUCUGAACAAGAGGUUUCUUUACUGCCCAUCGUAUUCGAAAAAGUUGAAGGAUUUGCGUGAAGAAAACAGCCGCAUUGAGUUUGAGACGCCACUUUGUGUCGCUGCAGCUAGUGCAUCGCGAAGGGUUUUUGUGUGCAUGCUCAAAGACGGGGCGAAUGUCUUGAAUACCGAUAUUGAAGGAUGUAACGUCAUUCACACGCUGGUCAGAGCCUGCAACUGUGCUGACGGCUUUGAAUAUAUGUAUAUGGAAAUGCUGAAGGCAGUGAUGAAUAUAUAUGAUGUCGGAACGUUAAAGAAACUCCUCUUCCACGAAGAUGUGUUAGGCUUUCGACCACUAGAGGCCGCUGCGAAAUACGGGACGUUCGGACUUUUCCGGAUAAUCUUAGAAACGAAGGAAAUAUAUUACGAAGUCAUUGCUGAGGUUGGGAUGUGUACAUACGCUGAUUAUGAUAUAGAUGACUACGAAAGUGGUUCCAGCCGAAAGAGGGAGCUACGCUCGCCGCUUCGUUUCAUCCGGAUGUUGACGCCGAACAUGCUGAAAAGCUUCGACGAAAACAAGAUCCAUCAACAUCCCGUCGUACAGCAAUGGAUCACACGGAAGUUUAUUCGCGCCAUUCCGUUUAUUAUUUUUUGGUUCUUCGUGAGGAUCAUGUUCCUCGUAAGUCUAGUGGUGUUGGACCCGAAGUUGAUGAUAAACCGAACCCUUAACUGCAUUUCGGAACCAAAUUACCGUCUCUGUAAAGCGGGCGGAGAUGACCCACCCAUCGACUUCACGCUGUUCUUCUCCGAUCUGUCUGUCUACUUGAGCUGGCUUAUAAUAGCCUAUGAUAUCGUAGAAUUCACAUAUUACGUCCUUGAAAAAGACAGGUGGAAGCUCCACGGAGGGUUCUUCCAUAUUUUCAGAAAGUACGUUUCUUAUACUGUAUUCUACAGAGUGAUCCAGUAUUUGCUGGCAAUGGUCAGUUUGUCAAACUUCUACGUUUCCAAGAAGUCGGAUCCGGACUCCAUCAACAUGGCCAAGGCAGUUUCUCUUCCCCUGAUUCUAAUGUCCUUCAUGUACAUAUUGGAACUUUUGCCAAUUUUCGGACUCUUCGCGAUAACUUUACAAAAGAUGGCGACAACGCUGAUAAAAUUCGCCUUCUUUACGGUGUUCAUUUGGGUGAUUUAUGCAUAUUUCUUUAUGAUUUGUUUGCCGCACACCGAUACGAACUUCAGCAAUCUCGGAACGAGUAUCUAUACACUGUUUCUUAUCGAAAGUGGUAACUUCAACUUCACAGAUCUCACAAGCUACGUCAUGUUGGCGCACAUCACGUAUUAUUACGCCUCGGCGGUCAUGUUGUUGAACUAUCUCAUCGCGAUCAUGUCGACGCUCUCCGACGAGAUGGGAAAACAGAAAGAGCUCUGUCUGACUCUGCGGCGCCUGGACAUCGCCAUCUUGUUGGAUGACCGUUUUGGGCGCUGGUUCCGGAUGAUCAUAUACCUCUGCAGCAAAACAAGAAAAAGGAUCCGACUCGCUGUGCUGAAUCCACAGAGGUUCAAGAGAAUUAAACUGAACGUCGAGCUUGAUGGCGAACAGCGUGUUUUGCUCUAAGCGAUACAUUUAUAAUUCUGUCUUAUACACGUUGUCAAUUUAUCUACAUGUGUGGCUGCCGCCAGAGUGCAGAGCAUGAUUUAUCUAUACUAUCCGUAAAGCUCGCUGCCAUCAUGCAACUUACCACGGAAUACUGUACUGUAUUACCCAGCAUACCAUUGCCCUUUAAGAGGUUAAAGAGACCGGCCGGUGGCGCCCCACUUUGUAAUGGUUUUGCCAUUGUGGCGUUUUGAUCCUUUUGAAAGACAGUUCCGCCCCUCCCGCUGUGGUGUCUUGUACAUGUAUAUCUAAAAAUGAUCGAACAGUUAGUUAGUCACGACAUGGCCCGACGAGUACUACAGUAGUCCCGGGAGUAAAGUCCCAGUUGCUUUUAUUUUUUCAAAAUUUCCGUUAAUGCGUUUUCUUCCUUCUUGACUAUGACUGUUCUUAAAUAUUGCAUUAUAAAAUAUGAUUAUACGGGCUACAUGCACAACUGUCAGUAAUGUACAAUGCGACGAGACUCUGGGUUGCCAAUGGUCCGAGUUCCUGUAACUGAAUAUGGUAAAAUAAUGUGAAAAAGAGUUUAAAAUAAGCACUGACGCGCUUUUAAACAAAUUGAACAAAUAUCAUUUUGUAGAUAAGUCACUCUUUACAAUGAUAGCGAAUCGUUGGUCGCCAUGUCAACGCGGUAUUUAAACAAACCAAUUACGAUGUACACUGUAAAUGUAGAACAAUGCCAUCGUCUCGAUUGCUAAUUGCGUCAACCCAGCGAACAAGUUAUCCGUGUUCUGGUCAGAUUGUUUUGUGGUUCAUUUUGUGCGAAUCCAUUCGCCACUUGUGAUGUUCGGCGGAGAUCGCUUGCAAGUCACGUAACUGUGGGACACUCGUUCACUCAAAAAGUUGGUUUCGUUGAUGCCAAGGUAACAAGUUUUUCGAAUUUGGUAGCUUAAAUCCAUCGGUUGUUUUUGUCUGUUUUAAGGAUUCUCUUCUUAUUUCAUCAGAGGAGAAACCUCGACAAGCUGCUGUGUUAUUGCAAAUGUUCAGUCAGCCUAAAGCGCCCCGCACACGAACGAUUUUAGUCACUGCUACCUGCGAUUAUAUAACGCUGCUAUGUGCCACAAAAGAGCACUCGUCUGCGGGUAAAACAGGAGAUCGCUAGUUUUGAUCGCAGAUUAUUAUCGCAGGUACCUGCCACUUUAAUCGCUCGUUAGCGGCGCUUUAUUCGCUUCGACCUGUGACAGAGCGAUGUCCACACGACGAUUUCGUGGCCCCGUCGCAGUUUGCAGCGAAUAAAAUAGCUCGCGACGUAUGCGCGUCGCUUGACUUCGGUUGCUUGGACUGAUGGGUGGUUAAUUUUUUUAGCUUCGUGAAUGCCGGGCUAUUUUCACUGCGUCUAGGUCACUCGUGAUGAGAAUUCAAUGAAAUAUUUCAUAUUAUGUAUUUGAACGAUGGCAUUUGCUAGAACGGACUGUAUUGAAUUCAGUUUAGGUAGGCCGUAUACUAUAUUGCCAAACAUGCAAAGAAAUAGUGUCAAGCGUUUUUCAAGUUCCUCCGCGCCACAUUCAAAUACAAAAAUAAUUGGAUUGUUAUUUUGAAGGAGAACCCGAGAGAGUCUUCACCCUUUUCGUUACUAUUGUUCGCCGAUCAGGCGCACAUAGGUGAGAGAGGUAUGUUCCAAACACAUAAAAAAAAGGAAAAAUACUUUAACAUCGGCCGAUGAAGUUUUUCACAGACGUGGCAUGUCAAGUAGCAUGCCACAGCCUAAAGUCAAUAUGCCUGAUGCCAAGUUGCCUUUUGUCAUUUCGCCUUAUGACUACAUUAUAUUUCUACAGCGAGAAGUACAUUUGCAGUCUCUAAAACAGCAGAUGCUGACAAUGGCCUUCCACUCGACCCCCUUUACGAAAUAUUGACUAUCAAUUCGAAGCGUCUCAAGUAGUACAUUGAUACUUGCACUGUCCCUAUCAGUGUAAACACGU
Lineus longissimus is the source of this 3981-nucleotide messenger RNA. RefSeq lists its product as uncharacterized. NCBI's taxonomy places the organism in Eukaryota, Metazoa, Nemertea, Pilidiophora, Heteronemertea, Lineidae. Gene Ontology annotation, molecular function: monoatomic ion channel activity. Gene Ontology annotation, cellular component: plasma membrane. Gene Ontology annotation, biological process: calcium ion import across plasma membrane. Bases 164 to 2026 code for a protein of 620 amino acids. The transcript has 2 exons. The record is from RefSeq and is a predicted model, not a curated record.